Molecule: messenger RNA, 2841 nt
Organism: Ornithorhynchus anatinus (platypus)
Lineage: Eukaryota; Metazoa; Chordata; Mammalia; Monotremata; Ornithorhynchidae
Gene: CCDC125
Product: coiled-coil domain containing 125
Exons: 12
Coding region: 319-1926 (535 amino acids)
Biological process (GO): negative regulation of cell motility; negative regulation of Rho protein signal transduction
Cellular component (GO): cytoplasm
Source: RefSeq, a predicted model, not a curated record
AGGAGGGCCAGGCUUCGCUCCCCGCCGAAGAAGACCCUUCCCCGCGGGCCGGGCCGGGUCGGGUCGGGUCGGGGCUGGUCAGGUCGGACAGUCCUCGUUCAGGGAGGAGGCCCCGGGCUCAGACACCGCCCGCCCCAGGGCCUGAGGCCUAGGCCUGGGCCUGGGCCUUGACCUGAGCCUUGACCUGAGCCCGGCCGCGCCUGCGUCGUCGGCGGGUUGGCAUUUCAGCUACCAGGUGCUCCUGCAAGAUCAAUAUUCACGUUGCCAACGAGUACAGUAGCUACAGCACCCAGAGAGGUAGAGGAGCAAAACUCAGGAAUGGAAGAAGAUGACAUGGCAAAUGGAGACUUAGGAGAUGGACUUGGUAGGAGGCCUGGUGGCCUUUAUGAAAUGGGCUCCUUGAGUGUUUGUGCAUUUAAAUCAAGAAAAGGAUCAAAUGGGAGAGACUCACGGCCUCCCCAGAUUUCAGGGCUGGCGGAAGAAAAUGAUGAUGCCGUUUUUCGUUCCUCAAAGUGCAGUGACCUGUAUGAAACAUUAUCCCAGAGGCACGGACAAAGCACAGUUGCUGAUUGCAGCCGGAAAAAUAGCUCUGUCCUUGUAGGUUUUAAUUCUGAAUUGUCUAAUGAAGAAUUAAGGCAACGCCUUUGUGAAGUUCUCAUGGAAGUAGAGACUUUAAGAAUUGAACUUGAGGCAUCUCAAAGACAGCUCAAAGGGAAGGAGGAAGCCUUAAAAAUUCUUCAAAACUUGGCAGUAUUUGGCAGAGCCACUAGCCAUACUAAGGAGAUGCUCAGAAAAACUGAGGAACAAAAAAGAUUUUUGGAAAAGGAAAUAAAUGCUUUGCAGUGGGAAAUAGAAUUUGAUCAGGACAGAUUUAAAAAUAUAGAAGAAUCUUGGAUCCAAAAAUAUGACAGAAUAUACUGUGAAAACAUGGUCCUCAAAGAAACCGUGAAAUUGAGAACAGAAGAACUUAAAGCCCUUAAAUCUCAAAAUGCAGCUUUAAAUCAGCAGUGCCUGGAGUUCCUUGCCAUGCUUGAUGAAAAACAACAGAAGAUAGCUCAGGAAAACAUGUGUCUUAAUACAGGUGGCCUUACAGAGGUUACAGGUUUUGAACUGGCCGUCCUUGGAGCCUGCACCUGUACCAGUCAUGGCGGACAACCCUGUUCCUGUGCUAAAAUGGCGGCUGCCACUCGCAAACAGCUUCUUCAUCUCAAACAAGAGAUGGAGUAUGUAAAGAAGAGUAAAGAAGAAGCUUAUAUAAUGGCAGAUGCAUUCAGAAUUGCAUUUGAACAACAACUAAUGAGAAAAAAUGACCAGAUCCUGAGAUUGACACAAUUGGAUAACAUUUGUAAAAAAAGAUCGAAGCAAAUAAACAGGAACCACCAGGAAGAGGAUGGAAUUGGGUUGCAACGGAAUAAGAAGAGCCUAGGACAGAAGCUGAGGGGCAUGCUUAUUUCAGGAUCUGAUUGUAGGAAAAUGGAAGAAUUGGAUAAUCCUCAGGAGAUCCUUAAAGUGCUAAUAGAUAUGCUGAAUGAUAAAGAGGAAGCUCUGGCUCAUCAAAGAAAGGUUAGUUAUAUGCUUGCUCGGGCAGUGGAAGAAAAGGAAGAAAUUGUGAAGCAAAACAAAGACCACAGGCCAUCAGAAGAGGAUUUCACAUCUAUGAAUCACUGGCAUAAAACUUUGAAGUCUCAUGAUUCGCUUAAUCCUGUGUGUUCAUAUUUCCAGACUUGUAGCUCUGGGAGUUGUAUUUGCUCAAUCCAGAAGUCUGAAAUACCUCAGAGUACCUCAAGAACACUUAAAAAAUCACAUUCUUUACCAUCAAGGAUCAUGCAGUGUGAAGAAAAUGCUGGGCAAGAAACAGGUCAGACCCGAAUUAGUUGUCAUGCACCUAAAAUCAAAAAAUCAGAAUCCGUGAGGGCUUCAAUAUAAGUUGUAGACUGCAGAUGUUUUCAAGGCAUUCUUAAUGCAAAAGCAAAAGUUUGAUCAUCUGACUUCCUUGAACAAUUUACUAUAUUUUGUAAAAUAUGAUUGAAACAUUUGUUUUAAAAUGCUUUUUAGUAUAUAUUAAUAUAAACCUUUCAUUUGUACCAAAAGCUAUGUAUCUAAAAUGAUUUAGGGAGAAAAUUGGAUAUGAGUAAUGACUAAAAUAUUCAGAUUAAAGGGUGAAUUGUGAAGGAUAAAAGGGAAUCAUUGAAAAUAUUUUAUCUUAAAGGAUAAUACCCAGUAAAAGAAAGAACAUUUGUUAUGUAUGCUUUAUAGAAUUAGUUUUGUUUUUGUUUGUAUACCGGGCAUAGAAAAUAGAAAUCAGGAAUCUUCAGGCUAGGCUAGGGGUAAGUGAGGCACCGAGGAGUUAAGUGACUUGGCCCAUGUCACGCAGCAGAUAAGUGGUGGGGUCAGGAUUAGAACUCAGGUCCUUCUGACUCCCCAGCUUCCAGAAAUUAAUUUGAAUGCUAAGCAUGUGACCUCUACUGUUAAAGGAGUAUUGUCUUAAAAGGGGUUGGUACACUAGGAUAAGAAAUAGGAACGUCUUAUAUUCAUACCUUUCUUUAACUUGGUACAGCAAAUUUUUAACCUUCCCGUACCUCAGUUUCCAGUCCAUAAAAUAGGGCAAAUGAUAUCUUCUCCCUACAUAACUCAAAGGUAUUACAAGGAUAAAACAAUGGCUGUAAAAUGCUUUAGGCUCUCGGGGAAGAUGCUAUUAAAUUAUAAUCCAAAAGUUACCACUUCUUGAAAUGGUUAAUGUAAAACAUUAACAUUAAAAAAUUUACUGAUGUAUUUUCAGUUCAUACAGUUUUAAUUAAUUUAGAUAAAUAAAAAAACAGUGAAGAUGUUGCAUUUUUAAAA